Messenger RNA from Monopterus albus (swamp eel), 7029 nucleotides. RefSeq names its product pecanex 1 (gene pcnx1). The record is from RefSeq and is a predicted model, not a curated record. Bases 222 to 7022 code for a protein of 2266 amino acids. Gene Ontology annotation, cellular component: membrane. NCBI's taxonomy places the organism in Eukaryota, Metazoa, Chordata, Actinopteri, Synbranchiformes, Synbranchidae. The transcript is spliced from 37 exons.
AACUCUUUCGCAGGGCGUGGUGGGAUAGUACUCUCGUCAUUGGAGGACUGAAAACAGUGCCCCAGCUGGCUGGCUAGCUAGCUGCAGAGGAGAUGGCUGCAGAGGAGAUUGUCAGGCCAGUGUCUGAAAACAGAGCAUCGUUUGUAAUGGUCAGCGACAACUAGCCGGCGUGUCACCCCGGUUGUUCCGUUGGUCGGCUUCGUCGGAGUGGUUAAAACAAUAUGGGGUGGCAGACUCUACAGAUCCUGAGGCAGGGGGUCUGGGCUUCAGUUACAGGCGGAUGGUACUACGACCCAGAUCAAAACACAUUCGUCAACGCUUUACAUCUCUACAUCUGGCUGUUUCUGCUCUGUUUUCCCUUCACACUUUACAUGGCUCUUCCUCCAACAAUGGUCAUUGUGGGAAUCUACUGUGGUGUGAUUGCUGCCAUGUUUCUGCUGCUGAAGAUGGUGAAUUACCGCCUCCACAAUGCCCUGGAUGAGGGUGAGGUGGUGGAGCACCAGGCCAAAGAGAGCCAGGGCAGCAGAGGUGGCACCGAGGGGGCUAACGAUGGAGGUGUCACUCGUCGGGAGGACAGCAAUGGACCGGGGGACCCUGGAGGGGGAAUUGAGAUGGCAGAGUUCAUCAGGCAAGAGACCCCUCCAGUGGACUGCAGUUCCAGAAACUCCUAUGUUGGAAUGGAGUCUAACCAGCAGAUUGCAUCCACCCAUGGAAGAGCAACAGUUGCCAAAGGGGAUGUGGGAAAGACCUCAGAUGACAUCAGUUUGACUCUUGUUGGGAGCUGCAGUCAUGAUCAUGAUCUGCUAUCAGACACAAAGAUGUACUGCCUUGUUCCCAAUGACUCCUUCGCCUCCAUGCAGCCGUCAACCUCCUUGUGUCCUUCAGAACUGUCCAGGGAGCCUGCUGAUCUCUGUAACUCUGCUGCUUAUCACUUCAGUCUGUCACACUCCUCCUGUGACACAGAGGUGACCACCCAUGCAUCCACACAAUCUCAGAACUUUAGGAAGGAGCUCCGUUCUAGGGGCCUGCCUCGGACCUCUAGCUCAGCAGGUUCUGCUUUUCCUGACCCAUGUCUACCAGACUUUGCUCUGUACCCUCCACCCAGGAGAGGGGGCCUUGACCCUGUGUGUGAGUUGGAGACAGCCAGGUCACACAGGGAGGGGGCUGAGCGGCUGUACCAACAGGACCAAGCUGUGCCCUCCACCUCUGGAAUAGAGUGUUACAGGCACAAAGAACCUCGCAGAGUUGCUCCCUCAGCCUCCAGGGAGGCAGGGGAAGGUAGCUCAGGACUGUACCAGGUGGAGGUGGGUUGUGGGAAAGUCUCUGGUAGAGGAGGAAAGUCCCAGGGUGGGGAGCGCAGUGCUGAUAGCCUGAGGAGUCUGAGUACUCGCAGCAGUGGCUCCACGGAGAGCUACUGCAGUGGUACAGACAGGGACACCAACAGCACUGUCAGCAGCUUUCAUAGUGAACAGACCAGCUCAACACAUGUGGAGAGCCUGCUGUCGCUUUCAGGGGAUGAGCGUGUACGGGACAGAGGAGAGGCUGCCUUUGCUCCUGCAGACGGCAGGACUUCUAGCCUCGGCAGUAUUAGCUCUCGAGGUCUCAGCAACCUUCCCUCCAGGGAGGCCAACAAAAACCCUCAUGCCAAUGAGCUGACUGCUAAACAACCUGCUGACAAGCAGGGGCAGGUGCAAGAUGACAUUCAAUCAAAAUCAGGCAACAUUGUUCAGAGGACUUCGUCCAUGUCAGCGGGGCGCAGUGGAUGCCGGCAGACUGGCAAGAAAAGGGCAAGCAGCUUUGAUGCCAGCCGUCACCGGGACUACAUAUGUUUGCGGGGUAUGGCCAAGCCUUGUAGUGCUGUGUUUACUGGGGGUAGAGAGGAGGACUCCAGUGAUCAGAGUGAACUCAGCUGUGCCUCUAGUCUCCACUCCACCCACCACCUAAGCAUGGAUAGCUCAUCUAGUACCACCUCCCACUCCUGCCACUCACCAGAGGGCCACUUAAGGGCCCUGAAAGCCAAGCACACUGCAGCCAGUGCAGCCUCCUCCUCCUCCACCCUAAAGGCUGCGGCAGGGUCUGAGGCAGGAGUGCAAACUGGAGGAAAGCGGCGCACCUCCCGCCGGAUCCCCAGCACAGGCAGUGCCAAAACGCAUGCCAGAGUGUUAAGUUUGGACAGUGGUACAGCUGCCUGCCUUAAUGACACCAGCCACCUAGGAGCUCCAGCUGGGCUGCAUCCCCUUACAACCUCCAAAUCGGACCUGGAAGCCAAAGAAGGGGAAGUCCUUGAUGCUGCAUCCCUGCUGGGGCGGGCCUCCCAGUUGGAGUCAGUGACCCGCUCCAGAAACAGUCUACCUAACCAGGCAGCUUUCACUGAGCUUCAGGACGCAACUGCUGCUUCCCUGCGGGCCCCAGGGAGCGAGGAGACAGUAAUAUUUCGGCGUGAGCGCAGCACAUUUCGUCGGCAGGCAGUGCGGCGGCGGCACAACGCAGGGAGUAACCCCACCCCACCCACCUCUCUCAUUGGAUCUCCUCUCAGUCUUCAGGAGGCUCUCAGCCAGGCUUCCCAGCCUUCUGCUUCCCAGGUGAAAAGUCAGCCAUCCAGAACUCCAUCCCAGGUGACUGUGCUGAGCACAAGCGCCUCCCUGCUGGCCAGGAAUGGAAGCACACACCUGGAGGGUUCUCAGGACAAGGCCUCAACCACUGGCGCUACCAGCUUGCAGGAUGACUUCGGAAAGCUCACUCCCUCCUUAUAUGAGGCCGGUGGAUGUGACUUAUCCCUGGUCAAUUUUGAACCUGCAGCCAGACGAGCCUCCAAUAAUGUAUGGGACACUGACUCCCACCUCUCUAGUUCUACCUCAGUUCGCUUUUACCCUCAUGACCUGAUCUCCCUCCCUCAGAUCCGUCUGAACUGUUUGCUGACGAUGGACCCCGAGCUGCUGGAGCAGCAGGAUGGAGACCUGAGCCCGGAGCUCCAGGAUGCACCACUGGGACCCGAGGACCCUGCAGCCACAGUUGCUGCCGGCAAAGUCAAGCAGUACUACCGUCUGUGGAACCGUGAGGUCUUAGAGAAUGUGCUAGCGGUGGUUCUCGCUGUCCUGGUGGCCUUCCUCAGUUCAGUGCUGCUGAUCCAUGGCUUCUUCACUGAUAUCUGGGUGUUUCAGUUCUGCCUCGUCAUUGCCAGUUGCCAGUAUUCCUUACUAAAGAGUGUUCAACCCGACUCCUCUUCACCUCGACAUGGCCAUAAUCGCAUCAUAGCGUACAGCCGGCCUGUAUACUUCUGCCUGUGCUGUGGCCUCAUUUGGCUGCUCCACUACAGCAGUCUGAGGACCAGCUCAUCCCGCUUCACCUUGUAUGGGGUCGCGCUCACCAGCUCCCUGGUACUCGCCUCUGCCAGGGAUCUUGUCAUAGUGUUCACUUUGUGUUUUCCCAUCAUCUUCUUUGUGGGGCUGCUGCCUCAAGUCAACACAUUCGUCAUGUACCUCUUUGAGCAGCUGGACAUCCAUGUGUUUGGGGGCAAUGCCUCCACAAGCCUCCUGUCAGCGCUGUACAGCAUCCUGCGUAGCAUCGUCACCGUCGCUCUGCUUUACGGCUUCUGCUAUGGAGCACUGAAGGAGACCUGGGAGCCUCAUCACAUCCCUGUGUUAUUUUCUGUCUUCUGCGGCCUCUUGGUGGCGGUGUCGUACCACCUGAGCCGGCAAAGCGGCGACCCCUCUGUCCUCAUCUCACUUAUACAGUCCAAGGUUUUGCCCAGUUUAAAAGACAAGAACCCAGAGGACCCUCUGUCAGAGGUACAGGACCCUCUACCAGAGAAGCUGAAGGCCUCAGUGAAUGAGCGUCUGCAGUCCGACCUGAUCGUCUGUGUGGUCAUUGCAGUCCUUUACUUUGCCAUCCACGUCAGCACAGUUUUCAUUGCACUACAGCCUUUCCUCAGUUACGUCCUGUAUGCGCUGUUGGGGACCGUUGGGCUGCUCACCCACUACCUGCUGCCUCAAGUCCGCAAGCAGCUGCCCUGGUACUGCUUCUCUCACCCCCUGCUCAAAACAAAGGAGUACUAUCAGUUUGAAGUCAGAGAUGCGGCUCAUGUGAUGUGGUUUGAAAAGCUGCAUGUGUGGCUGCUCUUUGUGGAAAAGAAUGUUCUUUAUCCUCUCGUCAUCCUUAAUGAGCUGAGUGGCAGUGCCAGAGAACUCGCCAGUCCAAAGAAACUUGAUACAGAGGUUGGCGCUCUGAUGAUCACAGUAGCCGGCCUGAAGCUGCUUCGUUCCUCUUACAGCAGUCCUACCUACCAGUAUGUGACCAUCCUUUUCACCGUCCUCUUCUUCACCUUUGACUACCGUCAUCUGUCUGAGACGCUGCUGCUCGACCUUUUCCUCAUGUCCAUUGUUUUUAGCAAGUUGUGGGAGCUGUUCUACAAGAUGCACUUUGUCUACACCUACAUCGCCCCCUGGCAGAUCACAUGGGGAUCAGCCUUCCACGCCUUUGCUCAGCCCUUUGCUGUGCCUCACUCUGCUAUGUUGUUUGUUCAGGCUAUAAUUUCAGCGGUCUUCUCCACCCCCCUCAACCCCUUCCUGGGCAGUGCCAUCUUCAUCACUUCCUAUGUCCGCCCCAUAAAGUUCUGGGAGAGAGACUACAACACUAAGAGAGUGGAUCACACUAACACUCGACUGGCCUCUCAGCUGGACAGAAAUCCUGGUUCUGAUGACAACAAUCUGAACUCCAUCUUCUACGAGCACCUUACUCGCUCCCUGCAGCACAGCCUGUGUGGAGACCUCCUCCUGGGCCGUUGGGGAAACUUCAGCACUGGGGAUUGCUUUAUUCUGGCUUCAGACUACCUAAACGCUCUGGUGCACCUUAUAGAGAUCGGCAACGGCCUCGUGACCUUUCAGCUCCGAGGGCUGGAGUUCAGAGGAACUUACUGCCAGCAGAGAGAGGUGGAGGCCAUAACUGAGGGGGUGGAGGAAGAUGAGGGCUGCUGCUGCUGUGAGCCCGGCCACCUCCCUCACAUCCUGUCCUUUAAUGCUGCUUUCGGACAGCGCUGGCUGGCCUGGGAGGUGCUGGUCACCAAGUACGUGCUGGAGGGCUACAGCAUCACUGAUAACAGCGCCGCCUCCAUGCUGCAGGUCUUUGAUCUGCGACGCAUCCUCACCACCUACUAUGUCAAGGGAAUCAUCUACUAUGUGAUCACUUCCCCUAAACUGGAAGAGUGGCUGGCUAAUGAGACCAUGAAAGACGGCCUGCGGGGAUGUAGCGAGAGGAACUAUGUUGACCUGGAUCCCACCUUCAAUCCCAACAUAGACGAGGACUAUGACCAUCGCCUGGCAGGAAUCUCCAGGGACAGUUUCUGUGCAGUUUACCUGGGCUGGAUCCAGUACUGCAACUCUCGAAGGGCCAAGCCACUGGACAGUGAGAGAGACUCUGCUCUGGUGCUGCUCUGCUUCGGCCUGUGUGUGCUGGGAAGGAGAGCUCUGGGAACAGCAGCCCAUCACAUGUCCAGCAACCUGGAGUCUUUCCUUUAUGGACUUCAUGCAUUAUUUAAGGGAGAUUUCCGCAUCUCAUCAGUGCGAGAUGAGUGGAUCUUUGCAGACAUGGAACUACUCAGGAAAGUUGUGGUGCCCGGAAUCCGAAUUUCUCUCAAAUUACACCAGGACCACUUCACCUCCCCUGAUGAGUACGAUGAGCCAGCAGUUCUUUUUGAGGCCAUCUCCUCCCACCAGCAGAACCUGGUCAUCGCUCACGAGGGCGACCCAGCCUGGAGGAGUGCUGUGCUGUCCAAUGCACCGUCACUGCUCGCCCUGCGCCAUGUCCUCGACGAAGGCACCAACGAGUACAAAAUCAUUAUGCUCAAUCGACGAUACCUCAGCUUCCGUGUGAUCAAGGUGAAUAAAGAAUGUGUGCGAGGUCUCUGGGCAGGACAGCAGCAGGAGCUUGUGUUCCUCAGAAACAGAAACCCAGAGCGCGGGAGUAUCCAGAACGCCAAGCAGGCUCUACGCAACAUGAUCAAUUCCUCUUGCGACCAGCCCAUUGGGUAUCCGAUUUACGUAUCUCCACUGACCACCUCCUACUGUAACACGCACCCGCAGCUCGGACACAUCCUGGGAGGCCCCAUCAGCAUCGGGAAUAUCCGCAACUUUGUUGUCAGCACCUGGCACAGGCUACGGAAAGGCUGUGGUGCCGGCUGUAACAGUGGGGGAAACAUUGAGGAUCCAGACGUGGGGGGGCUGUCCUCUGGCAGUGGGAAUGGGACUGGGGGUGACUCUCAGCAGAGCUCAGUGUCACAGGGUGGGACUUCUGGACCUGUCCCACCCCUCUCGUACCAGCCCCACACUCUGGGCACCAGUCAGAGCUCUCAGUCUGUUCAGCUGGGUUUGGUACGCCACUCUCCUGCUCGAGCCUCUGUUGCCAGCCAGUUGUCCUCUUACCGCUACAGCAGCCGUCAUUCCUCUCUGCGCACCUCCACCACAGGCCUGGAGCCCUGCCGACGUUCCUCCACCAGCCAGUUGUCCCUGCGCACGCUCCCCACCUCCCUGCAGCUCCGGCUGGGCUCCACCUCUGACACUACUGGCCCCUCUGUCUCUCUGUCCAGCCACAGCAUCCCUCCCUGCAAACGCCAUACACUGGUGGGUCUCCUGGGUAACGACGGCUUGUGUUGCACCGUCACCGACCCCCUCAGCCAGCAUCUCCACCAUCAGCACAACCCCACAGUCUCCACCGUGCGCAGAGAUGACAUCUCCUACAGAGUGCAGAUUGUGGACGUGAGUCAGGUUCUGGAGAACAUCAACCUAUCAAAGAGGAAGGAGCUGCAGUGGCCUGAUGAAACCAUGAGACUGAGGGCAGGACGGACCUGCUGGAGGGACUGGAGCCCUUUAGAGGGCAUGGAAGGACAUGUGCUUCACCGGUGGGUGCCUUGUAGCAGAGACCCAGCCAGUCGCUCCCAUAUUGACAAGACCAUCCUGCUGGUACAGGUGGAAGAUAAGUUGGUGCCCAUUAUUGAGACUGGGGUCAUUGAAUUGGGUGCAGAGGUAUAAGAUGAGC